GGAGGGUUGUCACUGGAGCAAGAAGAACAGUCCGAAGAUACCACGAAUGAAUGUUCUCUUAGAGAUGGUCACCUGAAAUACCGACUGGGCACAUCAUGUCCAGGUCGAGAAAACGCUUGAAAAGAUCUCGCAACAUAACGGCAAAGGUUGAGGACCGAAGAAAUCGCAGAUUUCUUGAAUCUGGAAGGAGUACCAGCAGAGGUUUCGGGAAACACCGACUCCCUUUACAGGCAGUCUCCUCCCAUACCAACAGUGCUCCGCGUCCUCUGGACCUUUACACAUCAAUAUUGCUUCCAUCUUACAUUCAGAAACCUGCCUUUGGUGGACCUGAAAAUACCUCAAAUCUUCGCAUGUGAGGCCACUCGUACCUCAAGACCUUCUUCCAACAACGCUACUGAGAUAGUUGAAGAUGACCGCAAUUAUCCUCCUGCUUGUCCUCCUGACUUCCACUGUUUCCACAUGGGCAUUGGCAGUGCUGCCCAGGGCUCGAGGUCAGGCUCCCAAUCUGCACGACACUGCCCAUGGACUUGUCAAGCGCAAUGCUACCAGCGCCACUGUCGAUCAGCUCCAACUCAACAUCAAUCCCAGCAUCAUCAAUCCCAAUUGUGGAGGAAUAUAUCUUGCCAACAUCAACGUCGAAUAUGCGCCCGACCCUUUCUACCUCUCCAGCGCCUGCCAAAGCGUUCUCAAUUUCAUUGGCGGCAACAAAGGAAGCAAGAAUGUCGAUGUGAUCUUCACAUGCCUCGGUCAGUCAACCAGUGGUUCCGGAAACCGUGAUAUCAAGGUCAUCAUCAAUACUGCGGCCAUGAACGUUCUGAAUGGCGCAAACAGUGGCGUCCAAGAGAUUGCCGGAUCCAUGGAGAUGAUGGACGAAACAACCAAUUCUUUCCUGUCCGCGACUAUCGAGCUCGGUGUCAAGGUUGAUGCUUCCACAAAGACCCAGGCUUACGAGUACAUCUAUUGUUGAGAACCGACUAAAGAAGAGCAAGGAGUACUGUUGGCGGUAUAGGCCGACGGCAGGUCCGAGCCGAGGGAGUGUACUUUCGACCAGCCCCAAGCGCUUCAAAGUCCGCAGGCUUGGACAAUGCAAGUAACAUGUAGGAUGAUGUGCGAGCGCCACCGUGGUGUCGAGAGUUUU
Molecule: messenger RNA, 1138 nt
Organism: Exophiala viscosa
Lineage: Eukaryota; Fungi; Ascomycota; Eurotiomycetes; Chaetothyriales; Herpotrichiellaceae
Exons: 1
Coding region: 410-967 (185 amino acids)
Source: RefSeq, a predicted model, not a curated record